Messenger RNA from Rosa rugosa (rugosa rose), 1243 nucleotides. Its product is annotated as magnesium transporter MRS2-I-like. Bases 20 to 1195 code for a protein of 391 amino acids. NCBI's taxonomy places the organism in Eukaryota, Viridiplantae, Streptophyta, Magnoliopsida, Rosales, Rosaceae. The record is from RefSeq and is a predicted model, not a curated record. Gene Ontology annotation, biological process: magnesium ion transport. Gene Ontology annotation, molecular function: magnesium ion transmembrane transporter activity. The transcript has 11 exons.
ACGAUGCAAAUACACAGAAAUGACACGAGGAGGAGGAGGAGACGGGGAAGCCGUUGCUGCGAUGGCGGUGGUGGACCCUCAGGCGGUAGUGGCGGUGAAGAAGAAGUCGUCUCGGAGCUGGGUUUUGCUGGACGCGACGGGACAAGCGACGGUGUUGGAUGUGGACAAGUACGCUAUCAUGCAGAGAGUCCACAUUCACGCUCGGGAUCUCCGCAUUGUCGACCCUCUGCUCUCUUACCCUUCCGCCAUUCUCGGACGUGACAGGGCUAUUGUUCUCAAUCUGGAGCAUAUUAAAGCGAUAAUUACUGCUGAAGAGGUGCUGCUUCGGGAUCCGUUGGAUGAAAAUGUUAUUCCUGUUGUUGAAGAGCUUCAGAGACGGUUGCCUCCUGUAAAUUCCAACCGUGAAAAUCAAACAGAUGGAAGUGAGUUCCCUGUUGACGCGGCUGAUGCAGAAGAUGAGUCUUCAUUUGAAUUCCGGGCCUUGGAGGUAGCCUUGGAAGCAAUUUGUAGUUUUCUUGCUGCACGUACGACAGAACUGGAGACUGCUGCUUAUCCGGCUCUAGAUGAGCUUACCUCUAAGAUUAGUAGCCGCAAUUUGGAUAGGGUUCGUAAAUUGAAAAGUGCAAUGACAAGGUUGACUGCACGGGUCCAAAAGGUGAGGGAUGAGAUCGAGCAGCUGCUGGAUGAUGAUGAUGAUAUGGCCGACCUUUACUUGUCAAGAAAGUUGGCGGGUGCAUGUUCACCAGUUAGUGCCUCUGGUCCUCCCAAUUGGUAUCCUGCCUCCUCAAUAUCACGGGCAAGUAGAGCAAGUAUGGUAACUGUUCGUGGAAAUGAGAAUGACGUUGACGAACUUGAAAUGUUACUGGAGGCUUACUUUAUGCAGAUUGAUGGCACCUUGAACAAGUUAGCUACGCUGCGUGAAUAUAUUGAUGAUACGGAGGAUUACAUAAAUAUUCAGCUCGAUAACCACAGGAAUCAGUUAAUUCAGCUUGAGCUUAUUCUUAGUUCUGGAACUGUUAGUUUAUCCAUGUAUUCUUUGGUGUGUGGAAUUUUUGGCGUGAAUAUCCCAUAUUCGUGGAACGAGGAUCAUGGAUACAUGUUUAAAUGGGUUUGCAUUGUUACAGGAAUAGUAUGUUUCUCUGUUUUCAUAGUAAUUGUAGCAUAUGCUCGCCACAAAGGUUUGGUCGGAUCGUGAACUUCGUAAAUAAAAGCUUGCUGAGAGCAAGGUGUCCGAAAUUUAUUG